Molecule: messenger RNA, 1503 nt
Organism: Acanthochromis polyacanthus (spiny chromis)
Lineage: Eukaryota; Metazoa; Chordata; Actinopteri; Pomacentridae
Product: ubiquitin-associated protein 1-like
Exons: 6
Coding region: 131-1300 (389 amino acids)
Biological process (GO): ubiquitin-dependent protein catabolic process via the multivesicular body sorting pathway
Cellular component (GO): ESCRT I complex
Molecular function (GO): ubiquitin binding
Source: RefSeq, a predicted model, not a curated record
GUGAUGAAGAGGUUUAUCACUCAGUGAUGUCUGUGUCAUUUACUCCAAACACCUGUCGAUGAUUCAGAGGUCUGUGGACCUGGAGGAGAAUUCCUGACAAAGGAGAUUUGUUGGCGUGCUGUGGUGACUGAUGAACGUUCUGGAGGACGUCCCAUUUCAGACCUGUCUGGGUCCACUGGAGGAGGAAGUGCAGCUCCUGACAGCUCCGGACAUCACUGAACCAAACUGCCUCCAGAUAAUGAAGGAAACUGAGUAUGGGUUUAACCUAGAGAGGUGGAUUUUAACCGGGCAGCAGCCAGUCUGUCAGACUCCUUCCUGCCCCCCUUACUGGAUGAUGUUCAGCAGCCCUCAGGAGAGUCACAGAGUCGGUCGUAGGAGCAGUGAUCCGUGGACCAGCAGCCCACGGCCCCGCAGCCACAGCCUGAACUCUACAGACCCCCGCUGGCUGCACCAUCGCACCGUCAAGUUCCUCAUAUCUGACUCUGAUGAUGAUGAUGAAGAAGGCUCCUCCACUGAAGAUGCACCCCAACCCCCCAAGAGCAGAGAGCGGCCCCGCAGCACUGCUCCCAAAGACCCGAUCUCCAGGGUCAAAGACAUGCACCUUGGUCCUGCUACUCACCACUGCAAGCCUGAUUCCCCCCAGACGCUCAGAGGCCACAGAGGUUCUCUCCCAGACUGCAGACAGCCUCUACGUGCUCUGGAGCAGCACAGGUCGCAGCAAUGCAGCCCCCUCCAUCACAGCCAGAAGAACAGCAAGAAGAGGCAGCGCUCACUGAGCUCUGGGGGCAGAAAAUAUUCCCAAAACACACCACCAGCUGGCCCUUCUCCAUCCAGGGUGCAGCAGCAGCGACCCUCCUCUGCAGGGCCUGUGGUCAAAAACCGCAGGAAGAAGGUCCUGACAACCAGUGGCUCUCGUGGAGUUUUCUUUGACUCAGCAGCAGAGCUUCUGUCAGCACUCAGCCAGGAGGAGAGGGAGCUUCUGGAAACCAUCACUGAGAAGGGCUACCCAUUACGCACGGCUAUCCUGGCUCUGCAGAAGACAGGUUAUAGGAGCCCAGAGAAAGUCUUAAAGUACCUGGUAGCCAGUGACCGCCUGUGUGAGCUAGGCUAUGAUGAAGCACAGGUGGAGGAGGCCUUGGAGAUGUUUCAGAACUGCGAGAGCAAAGCUGCCGAGUUCCUGCGCCUGUUGACUCAGUUCAAUGAGAUGGGCUUCCAGCAAAGUGCCAUCAAAGAAGUGCUUCUUGUUCAUGAAAACCACCGUGAGAGGGCUCUUGAGGAACUCAUGACACACAUGGCUUAAACAAACCAUCUUCUACAGAAAAUCAUUUUUCACACAGACAGUGAAAAGACUCCAUUGAUCCUGCCUUCGCAUUCUUACUUGGACUCAGUGGACAUAAAACGUGUGCAACUGAAAAACAGAGGCAAGAACAGACACUUAGACUUAGUUUUUUUUACUGUUUAUUUACAGCUUGAUGUAAAAAUAAAAUAAAAGUGCAGUGACUA